GCUCCGCGCGUUUUAAUAGGAUGGUGUCUCCACGGGAUCAAAUUUCAGCGUCACAUCUGGGGGCUGGAUUCGCGGUCCCUGAUGGGAGAGCAGGAGCAGGUGGUAUGUGGCUCGUCUCAGACCUCACUGACUCCUGUGGGAUCUUCUAGGUCUUUCUCACUGCCCAUCCUAACCCCCGGGGCUGGGAUCAUCUUUCACCCAGCUUUGGCUCCUAUCAUAAAUAAGAGGCCUGUGUUCAGGGCUGAGGCCUCUCUGGGGUGUCAGAGAGGGCGUGAGAGUGUCAGGACCUGGGAGCUGGUCUCAGUGCAGCCCUCUGUCCCCCCUACUCAAAGCAACCCUCUUCUGGCCGGCCUACCCCUGGACCCUGACUACUCUGUGCCUUGCUACUGCUCACCUCCGCCACCCUCCAACGUGUGUUUGCCUGCUGAUGAGAAGUGUGACAAGUGCUGCGGUUCGCUGAGGGGCUGCCCUGGGGCUGGGGAGCAAGAGGGGCUGGAGUGCUCUUCCUCAGAAAAGACCCAGGCCCUUCCAGGCCCUUCCUCAGAAAAGACCUUGGAAUAUACAUUUCACUGGUCCAGGACCCCAGAGCCAGAGACCUUGCAGCUGGCUGCACCCGAAAACACAGUGACAAUUGGAACCUGGAGGCCAGCGAGAGACUCGGGGCCUCAGUCGCAUGGGUCCCUCCCCAACUCAGACUCACAGGAGCACUGUAAUGACCAGGACCCUCCAAAGAGGCAUCACAGCAACUCUAAGAAGCCCUUGGAGACCAGCUCUUCCAAAACCAAAGUUAAGUCCAGUGUGAUGAUUCCCGAAUCCCAGAAGCUUCUGAGAUGUGAACUGGAGUCACUCAGGUAUCAGCUACAGGCCCAGACCAAGGCUUUCGAGUUCCUAAACCACUCAGUGACCAUGUUGGAGAAGGAGAGCUGCCUGCAGCAAAUCAAGAUCCAACAGCUUGAAGAGGUGCUGGGCCCCACGAGCCGCCAGGCAGACAAGGAGAGAAACAAGUGGGACGUGGAGGAGGGACGGCAGGAGCUAUAUGAGGCCCUGGCUAAAGGCCUGCAGGGGCUGCAGAAGACCCUGCAUGACAACGAGGAGGUGCAGCGGGCCCGUACCACCCGCUCUCUACAGCUGUUGGCGCAGGAGAUCCGGGACAGCAAGAAGUUCUUGUGGGAGGAGCUGGAGCUGGUGCGGGAGGAGGUGACCUUCAUUUAUCAAAAGCUCCAGGCGCAGGAAGAGGAGAUCACGGAGAACCUGGUGAACAUCCAGAAGUUGCAAAAGACACAGGUGAAGUGCCGCAAGGUCCUGACCAAAAUGAAGCAGCAGGGGUAUGAGACAUCCAAAUGGCCAGAGACUGAGAAGUUGCCACCAAGAGGCAGUGGCUCCUGGAGGGAUGACCUCCAGAAGGAGCUGGGUGACAUAUGGUCCGCUGUGCACCUGCUGCAGAACUCCUUUGAUGGCCUCGCCAUAUCCUCAGGGGGCCACCCUAGGGCCUGGAGCCUCAGGGCACCCACCAGGGUCCUCCCUCUCAACCUCCAGCCUUCCUUCCCUCCCGAAUCUAUUCUAAAACGCCCUGCCCCAAAGAGCAACAGAGGCCCCGCCCCGGAUCACGCUAAUGAGACUCCGCGAGGCCCCGCCUCACGGGUUAUGCAAAUAAUGCUCCCGGAGGCCCCACCCCUCUCCCCGCCGCGGAGUCUGCGCGGCGCGGCGCGGCGCGGCGCGGCCCGGCCGGCCGACGGCGUCUCCAUCUCUGCGUUCGCUCGCUGGCCGGCAGUCUGUCUGUCAGUCCCGCCGCGCCGGGGCCGUCUAGGUGGAGCCGGGGCUCAGGCGGCGGCAGUCUAGACCCGAGCAAGCCACGUGGAUGGGGCACUGGACCCAGAGUGCCUACCCUUACCUGCCUGGGCCUCAGUUUCCAAAUCUGUGCAAUGGGG
Molecule: messenger RNA, 1928 nt
Organism: Eubalaena glacialis (North Atlantic right whale)
Lineage: Eukaryota; Metazoa; Chordata; Mammalia; Artiodactyla; Balaenidae
Gene: CCDC159
Product: coiled-coil domain containing 159
Exons: 12
Coding region: 82-1839 (585 amino acids)
Source: RefSeq, a predicted model, not a curated record